Olea europaea var. sylvestris is the source of this 2106-nucleotide messenger RNA. RefSeq names its product probable serine/threonine-protein kinase PBL17. NCBI's taxonomy places the organism in Eukaryota, Viridiplantae, Streptophyta, Magnoliopsida, Lamiales, Oleaceae. The transcript has 6 exons. Gene Ontology annotation, molecular function: protein kinase activity; ATP binding. The coding region runs from base 320 to 1669 and encodes 449 amino acids. The record is from RefSeq and is a predicted model, not a curated record. Gene Ontology annotation, biological process: protein phosphorylation.
CGUGACACUCUGUAUUUCAACCCCCCACCAACACACGCACACAGAGACAGAGUUUGCACUCAAGCGCCUCACCACUCCAUCAUAGAUUAGUAAAACUGUAGUCUACUCAUAAACCGUGCAUAUUCCGGGCCACCAAAUCAGAUUCCGGUCAAAUCUUCCUACUCCGGCUACCCAUUGAAUUUCCCAGAUACGAUUGCAGGCUUGUUUAAUCCAAGAAAUUAAGUAAACCCAUGUCAUAAAAAUCGAAACUUUCUUCGUUUAUGUAAAAAAAUUAUGGAUUUUGAAAUGUGAAUCAAGUGAAUUUGAUAAAUUCAAGAAAAUGGGGUCUUGUUUCAGCGUUGAAGAAGAACCGCAACAGUCCAAGAACAAAUCUCUAAGUAAUAAGCCAGCUGGAUGUGGAACUGCUGAUUCUUCUGCCAAAGGGGACUCUGCGCUUGUUAAUAAACCAGAAUUACAAAAAAUUGAAAGGAGUAUUGUGGUAAUUCCCAAAAAUGUGAAGGAUCUACGUCAAAAUCCAGGAAAUAGUAACCUUGAUAUCUUCACAUAUGAAGAGAUGAAGUUGGCUACCAAACACUUCCGACCAAAUCAGGUUCUUGGCGAGGGUGGGUUUGGUAUAGUCUAUAAAGGAGUUAUAGAUGAGAAUGUGAGGCCUGGUUAUGAGACAACACAAGUUGCCAUCAAAGAGCUUGACCCUGAAGGUCUACAAGGGGACCGAGAAUGGCUGGCAGAAGUCAAUUACUUGGGGCAACUUCGCCAUCCUAACCUGGUGAAAUUGAUUGGGUAUUGCUGUGAGGGUGACCACAGACUGUUGGUCUAUGAAUAUAUGGCAUCUGGGAACUUGGAGAAACAUCUCUUUUUAAGAGUUCGUGCCACUUUAACAUGGCAUAUCAGAAUGAAGAUUGCUUUGGAUGCUGCAAAAGGGCUUGCUUUUCUUCAUGCUGUGGAAAAACCUAUUAUUUAUAGGGAUUUUAAGACUUCAAAUAUUUUACUAGACGAGGAUUUUAAUGCAAAACUUUCUGAUUUUGGACUGGCAAGGGUGGGGCCUACUGGAGAUCAAACGCAUGUGUCAACUCGGGUUAUGGGUACUUAUGGUUAUGCUGCUCCUGAGUAUGUCAUGACCGGACAUUUAACUGCUAGAAGUGAUGUUUAUGGUUUUGGAGUUGUUUUACUUGAGAUGCUGAUUGGAAGGCGAGCAAUGGAUAAGAGCAGGCCUAGUCGAGAGCAUAACCUUGUCGAGUGGGCUCGACCACUUCUAACCCAGAGUAAGAAGCUCUUGAGAAUACUGGAUCCAAGAAUUGAAGGGCAAUACACAACUAAAAUUCUUAUGAAAGUUGCCAAUCUUGCAUACCAAUGUCUCAGCCAAAAUCCGAAAGGAAGGCCUGUAAUGAGUCAAGUAGUUGAAAUACUCGAAACCCUUUUACCACAAAUAGGAAGCCGAGACGAGGCAAUUGUGCAGAGCAGUGGUGGAUGUGUAACCCUUUACGAAGUUCCAAAAAUCCUUCCCGACACUCCAGAGGAAAAGAAGAGGGGUUCCAUCAAAAGUGAUAAUGAUGCCCGGAAGCAUAAACUGGCCAACGGAAGGAGCAAAAGUGAGCCUUCAAUGGAGCACGAUCUAUACAGUCCUCCGCAUGAUCUUCUAGACGAGAUAUUGCCCUCUACUGCACAUUGAAGUCUGCGUCUAAGCAAGGAACACUACGAAUUGUACAACAUCUGCAAAACAAGCGAAUACAUGUUUUCUUGUCCAAUUGUUCCUUUUUCUUUGCAAUCCUAUUUCCAGAAGAACUUGAGAUUCUUGAAAGCUUCCGCCUGUAGUAAAUUUUUGGUGAGCGAAUCUACAGUACCAUGCUACAAUUGAUCCCUUUCGACACUUGGUAUCAACUCCUAUCUUUAUGCACAUUAUGUUGCUUAUGCUAUCAUUUCUCUCGUUUACUUGUAUUAUAGCAGGCAGAUAUUAGAAAAGAGAAACGUGUGAUGAAAUUUGCUAAAUUCAUGAAACGGUAUGUAUGAUCUUGAAUACUAAUGCUCAGUAUGUAGCGUCGAAUCCUAGUCAAAUCAUGUUUCUUUUUAUAUGGUCCCACAUGAACAAAUGGAGCCACAGUAACAUCA